Molecule: messenger RNA, 1294 nt
Organism: Microcebus murinus (gray mouse lemur)
Lineage: Eukaryota; Metazoa; Chordata; Mammalia; Primates; Cheirogaleidae
Source: RefSeq, a predicted model, not a curated record
UUGUCAGGAAGAUGGGGGCUGGGGACAGGGCUGCUACUGACCACAAGCGAGGCCCUUUUGCAAUACAGGAAAAGAAUAAGCCAGAUUAAUAACGGAAGUGCUGGUCACUCUGGAGGAGGGCAGGUUUGGGGACGGUUACCACCUCCCUCAGUGCCCUGAGGAGCCUGGUCCCGGCUCUCUGGGUGUCCUGUACCUGUGACUCCCAGAAACCCCCUCCAUUGGGCCUCCUUCAUAGAGUCCCCUAUAGGGCCCCCGCUCCAGCCUUGAGCACACUCCUUGUCUUCUCAUCCCCUGGAGGAGAGCAGGGCCAUGGGUUGGCCUCUGCUGCCAUCCCUGCUGCUGCUGCUGCUGCUGUUGCCGCUGCCAACAUUUCUUCAAGCUGGUGGCUCAGCAGGAUACAAUACCCGCUCUGGCUUUUGGAUCAACCAGCCUCAACACCUCUCUGCCCCCAUCGGAGGCUCCAUCCAAAUCCCCUUCUCCUUCUAUCAUCCCUGGGUCUUAGCCAAAGAUCCCAACGUGAGUAUAUCCUGGAGACGGGGACAUUUCCACGGGGAGUUCUUCUACCACACAACCCCGCCUUUCACCCAUGAGGAUUACAAGAACCGGCUCUUCCUGAACUGGACAAAGGAUCAGAAGUCCGGCUUCCUCAGGAUCUGGAACCUGCGGGAAGGCGACCAGUCUGUGUACUUCUGCCGAGUCUAUCUGACCACAUGGGACAGAGACAGGAAGGUGUUUCAGUCCAUCCAGGGGACCAACCUCACUGUCACCCUUGCUGACAAGACCAACCAGAGACCCACCAGUGAGUUCACCGCAACUGCCACACCCCGCAUCAGGGUCACAGACGGCAAACAGGCCCUGAGUCUGGAGACUGUAGUCCUGGUGGUAGUGGCCACUGCUGUGUUCAAAACUGUCAUUUUGGGACUGAUGGUCUUCCUCAGGUGGAAGAGAAGGAAAGGUCAGCACACUAAAGCCACAACCCCAGCCAGGGAAUCCUUCCAAAACACGGAGGAGAAAUAUGAGAAUAUGGGGAGUAAACGGCAAUAUGGAGCGCCCAAGCUGAACCCCAAGGAUGAUAUCGUCUAUGCCUCCCUUGCCCUCUCCAGCUCCACCUCACCAGGAGCACCACCCAGCCAGCCUGACCACAGUGGCCCCCAGGAAGAGACUCUGUACUCUGUCUUAAAGGCCUAACCAAUGGGAUGGUCCUCUCAAAACCAAAUGAUGAGGCCAGGCAUGGUAGCUCAUGCUUAUAGUCUCAGCUAUGCAGGAGGCUGAGGCAGGAGUGCUUGAGGCUGGA